GUUACAUUUACUUAAGUAACUUUUUGGAUAAACUGUACUUGUCAGAGUAGUUUUAAUGCAACAUACUUUUUACUUUUACUUGAGUAUUUUUGUGAAGAAGAAAUGCUACUUUUACUCCGUUACAUUGAUUUACAUUCUGCUCGCUACCUUUAUUUUUAUCUAUCAAUUACUGCUCGCACGACCUAUUUGUUUUGGUUUGUCAGAGAGACUUCUGCCUCGGGCACUGUCACAUGACUCUGUUUCACCAAUCAAACGGAGCCAGGCAGUCACAUGACUGCACACAAAAUCUCCGCGGCACCCGGCGGCACCACACAGAGGCAGAGUAUGGCAGAAACAAUGGAGGAAACGACGGCAGACGACUCGCAGUCAGAAGAGGUCGAACACCCCUGGCCUCACAUACAAUCUAUGUUCACCUUACAGACUACUAAGAAGAACAGCUAUAUCAUGCGCUGUCAUCUGUGUCUACCUAAAAAUGUCGACAUUUCAGCCUACAAGAACUCCACUUCAAACUUGAGAAAACACGUUGUGAGGGUCCAUCCAAACAAACUGAAUAAGUACACAGACUUAAUGGAGUCCAACAGAAAGCGAAAGUCCUCCUCCUCCUCUGAUGAUGAACCUCCUCUAAAGAAUGUGAAAAUCACAAAUUCCCUUGCUGUCCCACCACGGCGGGUAACACAGGCAACAUUUGACAAGCUUGUGCUAAAUUUUGUAUGUGAAGCCAACCAACCAUUUUCUGUGGUUGAGACACCAUCCUUCAAGAACAUGAUAGAAACCUUGCAACCUCAUUGUACAGUUAUGACAAGGAAAACACUAUGCUGUAGAAUACAGGAAGCUGCAAAGAACAUGAAGAGCAUAAUCAUCAAGAAGUUGAGCGCUGUGAGCCAUGUUGCUACCACAACAGACUGCUGGUCUGCCAGACAACGUAGUUACUUAGGUGUCACCUGCCAUUGGAUAGACCACAACUCUCUCGAGAGGCAUUCCGCUGCAUUGGCUUGUAGACGUGUCAAAGGCUCACACACAUUUGAUGUCCUUGCUGCAGCAUUAGAGGAAAUACAUUCGGAGUACCACAUAAGGGAAAAAGUCACCAGGACGACAACAGACAGUGGCUCAAACUUCCUGAAGGCCUUUCGAUUAUAUAGUGUGGAGGAGAAAGAGGACAAAGUAGCUGAUGGACAGGAGGAGAGGGACUCCAUCCUUGAUGAUGUAUCAGAAGACGAAAGUGAGUUCGAGGUAGAGCAUCAAGAUGUGUCUGCUAUUUUGAAUGACGACACCGGCCUUGAGUACCAGCUUCCAAAGCACCACAAGUGUGCAUGCCAUCUCCUCAAUCUCAUCUCAACAGUUGACACCACUGCUGCAGGAGCUGGCAGCGAAACAUACAAGAGGCUGUCUCGGUCUGCCUUUGCAAAAUGUAAUGCCCUCUGGAACAAAACCAGCAGGUCAAUCACUGCAUUUGAAACAGUGGAACGUGAAUGCAAAUUGCAGUUCCUCCGACCCAAUCAGACCCGUUGGAGCUCUUUGUUCCUUGCUGUAGAAAGGGUUGUGCGCAUCCAAAAGGAGCAGGGAGAAAAAGCAAUCCGCAAUGUGUGCACAGCAUUGAAGAUAAAGAUGCUCAAUCCAGCUGAAAUGGGAUAUUUGGCUGAGUAUGCUGCUGUAAUGAAGCCUGUUGCCAUGGCCCUUAACAUCCUCCAAGGGGAGUCAUCUGUGCAUAUGGGCUUCCUGCUGCCAACACUUCACCAGUUGCAGGACAAGCUGAAGAAGCUGGAGUCAACUUGCAAAGUGUGUGGACCUCUCAUUGAUGCCUUGCUGAAUGGCAUCCAGAAACGUUUUGGAGAGAUCAUGAAAGAACCUGAGCUGAUUGCUGCAGCUAUACUCCUACCAAAAUUCAGGACAUCCUGGACCACUGAGGAUAGCAUCUUAAAAGCUGGCCUCAACUACAUCAAAAAUCAUCUGGACACUGACUUGGAGUUGGAUGAUGAGGCCUGCACAAACAGCAGCCAGUCUGAUGAGGAUGACUUCUUCGCAUCCAUGAGGGCAGGAAGAUCAGAAACGGGAGAGCUGGAGAGGUACCUCUCAUGUCCGUCCACUGGAGGUAUGGAUCUAUUGCAUUCCUUUCCUCAAAUCAAGAAACUGUCGCUCAAAGUCAACACAAGUCUUCCAGCGUCUGCAGCCUGUGAGAGACUUUUUAGUCAUGCAGGACUCCUGUUCACUGCUAAAAGAUCCCAGCUUCACUGCAAGAACCUUGAGAACCAACUGUUGUUGAAGCUUAACAGUCACUUCACUGAGUGAUUCUUUGGGACAGAAUAUGCAAAAACACACAUUUUCACAAGUGCAUACAUACGCACACACACGCACACAUGUACGCACACACACACGCACACAUGCACGCACACACACACACACACAC
Notolabrus celidotus (New Zealand spotty) is the source of this 2404-nucleotide messenger RNA. RefSeq lists its product as uncharacterized. Gene Ontology annotation, molecular function: DNA binding. The record is from RefSeq and is a predicted model, not a curated record. Lineage: Eukaryota; Metazoa; Chordata; Actinopteri; Labriformes; Labridae. The coding region runs from base 271 to 2286 and encodes 671 amino acids. The transcript is spliced from 4 exons.